This is a messenger RNA of Neocloeon triangulifer, 1557 nucleotides long. RefSeq lists its product as uncharacterized. The transcript has 8 exons. The record is from RefSeq and is a predicted model, not a curated record. Bases 60 to 1289 code for a protein of 409 amino acids. NCBI's taxonomy places the organism in Eukaryota, Metazoa, Arthropoda, Insecta, Ephemeroptera, Baetidae.
GGCCGGCAGAAAUCAAUUUCCACACUUUGUUGGUAAAGGUCGGCGAGGACAGUGCCAAAAUGUCCUAUUUUUACUUAAUUUUGGCCGUGGUCUCGAUUUCCGUGGCCCGUUUUCUCAACAUGAGAGACUCGCCUCCGAUUCUCGGCAUCUACACCCGCCCGGGAAAAUGGUACUUUCUAAAAUUUCUGCUGUUUUUCGGACUACUCCACUUCAGAAAGUUGAUGAAUAAACUUCGCGGCGAAAAAGUCGCGGCAAACCAAAGUGGAUACGGAGUAAAAUCCAGGUCGUCACCUGAAUUGAUGGACUGCUCACAACCUUUGUCAUCAGACCCAAAAGCGAUUGAUGCUGUAUAUUUUAAUUCGGCUUCCAAAGAUGGGCAAUAUCUUGUUGGAGCAACGGCCAGACGCCCAAAUGGGGUUAUCAAUGGUUUCCUCUAUUUAAAGGUUCCGCAAAUUGGGUUACUUUUGAGUCCGAAAAUUCCUGAUACGACGCUGCAGCAGACAAAGGAAGAGGAAGAGGCCGGCGUUUUUGGAGCAGAAGGAAUAAAAUUUGAGCCGAUCGAGCCGAUGAAAAGGUGGAAACUGACUUAUCAAGGAAAAAUGAAGCUGUUUGAAAAUCCAGAAAAAGAGGUGACGGUUGACUUAAGAGCCGAGUGGAAAAGCAAUCUGCCCGUUUUCGAUUUCGACACCGACAUGGAUCCUGCGCCUGUGGCGAGGGCUUUCGCUAAGGAGACCUGGUCUAGAGAAUACUUUGAACUUUUGAAACAAGCACACCAGACGCAUUACGAGCAGCAUGGAGAUAUCGACGGAACUGUAACAAUUGAUGGAGUCGAAUUUCCUCUCCACCUCAACUCAAUGAGAGACCACAGCUACGGCCACAAGAGGGAGUGGAAAAACUUCCACAGGUAUGGUUUGCACAUGGUCACCCUAGAGGACGGAACGCGUUUCGGACUCGGAGUGGUCAGUUGUCCAAUAAACUUUGCGCAAAUGGAGCUCGGCUACGUUUACAAACCCAACGGCGAAGUUGUGCCCUUGCAAAGGUGCGACCUGAAGUUAUACGAGCACGGCGAGGACGGAACUCCACCUCUUGACUACGCAUUCAACUUUUGGGCCGGAAAUAAGAAAUAUUGCUGCCAGGUCAAAGUGCUUCACUCGCCCGAAUUCUACAUUGGCGAUGAGUGGGAAGCGCGGGUGGUGGAAAGAAUGGCCACGUUCAAAGUUAAUGGGGUGCCUGGUUGGGGGAUUGCCGAGUGGGAAUAUAGAAAUACUUUGGGAAAAGUGGCAAUUUGAUUUAAAAUAAAAUGAAAAAUUAUUUAAUAACAAAAAAUGUGUUGAAUUUUACGGUCCCAAAGUUUUUGAGAUCACUGGAGCAAUGUUGCCGUUUGUCGGUGUUAAUUGCAUAAGACAAUGGUAAUUAUAUUUUAUUAUCAAGCAGCGGUUUAUAUUUCGGAGAUGCUGUUUUGGCCACUGACCACCGACCGGAAGUAUAGAACCGAAAUCACGGCGGCAAACAUGAAAUGAGGUGCAAUAAGUGCGCGGCAAAACGAUGAUUAUUACG